This is a messenger RNA of Salvelinus fontinalis (brook trout), 701 nucleotides long. RefSeq lists its product as uncharacterized. NCBI's taxonomy places the organism in Eukaryota, Metazoa, Chordata, Actinopteri, Salmoniformes, Salmonidae. The transcript has 6 exons. The record is from RefSeq and is a predicted model, not a curated record. Bases 3 to 701 code for a protein of 232 amino acids.
CAAUGCCUGGGUGCUUUUCAAGAGAAACAACUGUCCUGGAUGAGGUCCAGUUGAAUGUGCCAUUGGAUGAUGUGCCAGAUGUUCCACAGCUGCCAGUCCUCCUUGAUGUCCAGAAUGCUGCUAUCAUCCUUGAGGAUGUGCCAGAUGUGCAGACUAUCCUUGAGGAGGCCACUGGCAAUUGGCAGUUGAUUCCGAUUAGGUUCAGCCCCCUGUACUGUGGGCCUGUUGUGAUCAGGAACAAUGCCGGUUCGGUGGUUAAAGCUUGGAGAACUUUCCAGUUCAUCAGCCCCAUCAUCACCUACAUGCGUGGGGGAUCCCAGCAGGUGGUGGUGAGGAUGCACCACGUGAGUAGGGUGAGAGGCCUGGAGACUCAACUGGUGUGGGCCAUCUCCAAGGAGACAGCCAGGCUUAGUCCAGAGGGCAUCCCCUACUGUGCCAACAAAGUGCAGUCCAUCACUUGGAUCCAGCGUGUGGCUGGCAGGGUGAUCCACUAUGCGUCUCACCUCCGCCACAAGACGUCUGUGGACGUGACGCUUGGCUGCUACCAGAUGAUUUUCCACGACAAUGUCUCAGUGGUGUACGCCACUCUCCACAUGGGGCUGGAUGGGCUUCUCUCCUCUUCAGCGUGGUCGGAGGCUUCCUCCUUCUCUACGCCCACCACUCAGCAGUUCACUGACCCAGACCCUGAGGGCCACAACUGA